Molecule: messenger RNA, 1553 nt
Organism: Labrus bergylta (ballan wrasse)
Lineage: Eukaryota; Metazoa; Chordata; Actinopteri; Labriformes; Labridae
Source: RefSeq, a predicted model, not a curated record
GGAGGAGAGGGCAGGGAGACGGCUCUAUUCAGUGUUUUGAAUUUACAGAAACAAUUUUAAAGAGUCAGAGUUACAGAUUGAUCCUUAUGAUAUCAUAAAACCUCGACGCCCUUAACUCUUUUUAAAUUAACUAAAGGAGGAGUCUUUUCUUUCUGAGGUCAUUUAGAGGCAUCAGUUUAUAUUUCUUUCUGGCUCCUCAGAGUUUAUUCAAACGAAAAUAAAAGAUAAUAAAGAUAAUAAAAUUCUCCCACAGAGCGUCUUCACUUGAUAGCACAGGAAGUCGAGUCUCGUGUGUCCCUUUUUAGCACACAUUAGAUCAGCUCAUGCACUCGUGAGGUAUUUUGGGUCAAGGUAACAAAAAAGGACACAUCAGUCUUCCCUCUCCUCAGCGUCGAACACAGAUUACUGACUGUUCAGUGUUGUUCAGACCUCAUGGGAUUAUGUUUCACUGGGAGCUCUGGUUUCUUCUUCUGCUGCCGCUGUGUUUGUGUUUCGGCUCUGAAGCAGGGUCCGAGAAGAGCUGUGGAAGAAAACUCAAUGAAACAGAUGCUGAAGAGACUCUGGUGAAAACCAUCGGGACAGAACCAGAGGUUACAGCGUUAUGCUCCAAUGACACAGAGAAUUUCAUCACACUGAUAAUUUGUCAGAUCAGCACAAAGAGAAGAUGGAGAAACGAAUCUUGUUUGUUUUAUCGACAUGAACAAGGCUUUGAGAAUAAAUGUGAAUCAGGAGUCAAACUUCUGACAGAGACUCAGACGGUGUUUCUUCAGUUGAGCAGUUUAACACCAGAGGAUGAAGGGAGCUACACCUGUGAGUGUUCAUGUGGGGAUGGAACUUAUACUACCUAUCUGAAUGUCACUGUGGAAGAGCCGUCAAACGUCAGUCUUCUGCAAUCCUUCCGCUGGGUUUUCAUCGUCAUGACGACUGCCCUUCCUGCAUUUAUCAUCAUCACUGGAAUUGUGGUUGGAUGCACUCUAAGAAAAUCCUGCAGAAAUAAUACGAGGUCAGAAGCGUCUGGGUUACCUGUGCAGGAAGCACCCUGCUCUUUGGACCGAGGUGAACCAGAUAACCUCUACGAAAGCCUUCAACAACCACUAAGUGACGUCUAUCAAACCAUCUCCUCAGUGCAUCAUCCGCACGACGCCAAGAGCGACAACGCAGCAACUGCACAUCAAGAAAUAGACGAUACAGAGAUCGAGCAACGGGAAGACUAUGAAAACCUUUGAAUCAAAUGAAGAAAACGUGCUGUAAAAGGAGGAUGUAUCUGUUGGCAUUAUCAGACUUUAACAAACACAUCGACUUCUUCAGGAAACUGAAAAACCUGCAGCUUCAGUUUCCUCCAUGUGAACUUCCUUUAUGAAAACGUGUCACAUCCCGAUUUAUGAUUUAGUACAAGUCGGUCAGUUCGGGAGCCGAAAACUGGUAACAAUUGUAAUCUGAUACCAAAUGACUGGUUACAGAUGUGCUGAUGUUCCGUGAAACAGCACAACCUCACGUGUCAUAUUUCUUUUAUUCCACAUUAUUACAGUCAAUAAAUAGAUAUAUUAAACAAC